UUUCACAAAAGUUGCAGUCAUCUUUUUCUUCUUGAUGGCAAUGGGUCUUCGUCACUACUCCUCCAUAGGCGAAGAUUCUUUCGAAAAUAAGAACUUAAUUACUUCUUCUGAUAAUACUCUCGACGAUGCAUGCAACAACGAAAACCCUCACAUAGAGCAAGUGAUCCAAGAUCCCAAGACAUCCAUGGCAAAUGAUCAAAACUCUUCUGGUUGGGAAGAUGAAGAGAUUGAAGUCAACAAAAAGUCAACAGAUCCAAGCACAAGCAAUGGAGCUUCACAUCUUCAGGACCAAGUUUUCAGCACUUCUAAUGGCAAUGCAGUAGGACCUGAGAUGAUUAUCAUUCUUGCGCUUGUAACCAUCUUUGGUGGUCUCUAUUUCUUUGCUCCCUAUGUCCUUCUCGUAGCGGUAAUUUUUGGUUUUGGAUUUAUAGUUUUUGUAUCGAUGAAUUCAAGAUAAUCUGGUUUUCCAUCAUCUAGGUUUUUCUUAGGGUUUUAGGGUGAGGAGGGAAGGUAGAGUAAA
Messenger RNA from Prunus dulcis (almond), 520 nucleotides. RefSeq lists its product as uncharacterized. NCBI's taxonomy places the organism in Eukaryota, Viridiplantae, Streptophyta, Magnoliopsida, Rosales, Rosaceae. The transcript is spliced from 2 exons. The coding region runs from base 35 to 457 and encodes 140 amino acids. The record is from RefSeq and is a predicted model, not a curated record.